Molecule: messenger RNA, 3470 nt
Organism: Phyllostomus hastatus (greater spear-nosed bat)
Lineage: Eukaryota; Metazoa; Chordata; Mammalia; Chiroptera; Phyllostomidae
Gene: GFPT1
Product: glutamine--fructose-6-phosphate transaminase 1
Exons: 19
Coding region: 199-2244 (681 amino acids)
Biological process (GO): fructose 6-phosphate metabolic process; UDP-N-acetylglucosamine metabolic process; protein N-linked glycosylation
Molecular function (GO): L-glutamine:D-fructose-6-phosphate transaminase (isomerizing) activity; carbohydrate derivative binding
Source: RefSeq, a predicted model, not a curated record
AGGCGAGGGGGGCGGCCCAAGAGGCAGUUGCUGGCGAGUCUGGGAGGCCAAGAAAGCAUUUACCUCUACGGUCGCGUACCUUUGGGAGUCCGUAUUUGCAGCUCUGUUCCCAAGCCCGCCGAUAGCUCCACAGGCUCUUGUGGACGUCCGACCUCGCAGCCCUUCAUCACUCGCCUUGCGGACCAAGCCUCCUGCAUCAUGUGUGGUAUAUUCGCUUACUUAAACUACCAUGUUCCUCGAACAAGAAGAGAAAUCUUGGAGACCCUAAUCAAAGGCCUUCAGAGACUGGAAUACAGAGGAUAUGAUUCUGCUGGUGUGGGAGUGGAUGGAGGGAAUGACAAAGAUUGGGAAGCCAAUGCCUGCAAGAUCCAGCUCAUUAAGAAGAAAGGGAAAGUGAAAGCACUGGAUGAAGAAGUUCACAAACAACAGGAUAUGGACUUGGAUAUCGAAUUUGAUGUGCACCUUGGAAUAGCUCAUACGCGCUGGGCAACACAUGGCGAACCCAAUCCUGUCAAUAGCCACCCCCAGCGCUCCGAUAAAAACAAUGAAUUUAUUGUUAUUCACAAUGGAAUCAUCACCAACUACAAAGACUUGAAAAAGUUUUUGGAAAGCAAAGGCUAUGACUUUGAGUCUGAAACAGACACAGAGACAAUUGCCAAGCUUGUUAAGUACAUGUAUGACAAUCGGGAAAGUCAAGAUACCAGUUUUACUACCUUGGUGGAGAGAGUUAUCCAACAAUUGGAAGGUGCUUUUGCACUUGUAUUUAAAAGUGUUCAUUUUCCUGGCCAAGCUGUUGGCACAAGACGCGGUAGCCCUCUGUUGAUUGGUGUACGAAGUGAACAUAAACUCUCUACUGAUCACAUUCCAAUACUUUAUAGAACAGGCAAAGAUAAGAAAGGAAGCUGCAAUCUCUCGCGUGUGGACAGCACAACUUGCCUUUUCCCUGUUGAAGAAAAAGCAGUGGAGUAUUACUUUGCUUCUGAUGCAAGUGCUGUGAUAGAACACACCAAUCGCGUCAUCUUUCUCGAAGACGAUGAUGUAGCAGCAGUGGUGGAUGGCCGUCUUUCUAUCCAUCGAAUUAAACGAACUGCAGGCGAUCACCCUGGAAGAGCUGUGCAAACCCUCCAGAUGGAACUCCAGCAGAUCAUGAAGGGCAAUUUCAGUUCAUUUAUGCAGAAAGAAAUUUUCGAGCAGCCAGAGUCAGUUGUGAACACAAUGAGAGGAAGAGUCAACUUUGAUGACUAUACUGUGAAUUUGGGAGGUUUGAAGGAUCACAUUAAAGAGAUCCAGCGGUGCCGGCGUCUGAUUCUCAUUGCUUGUGGAACAAGUUAUCAUGCUGGUGUAGCAACACGUCAAGUUCUCGAAGAGCUGACUGAGUUGCCUGUUAUGGUGGAGCUAGCUAGUGAUUUCCUGGAUAGAAACACACCAGUUUUUCGAGAUGACGUUUGCUUUUUUAUAAGUCAGUCAGGUGAGACAGCAGAUACCCUGAUGGGUCUUCGCUACUGUAAGGAGAGAGGAGCUUUAACUGUGGGGAUCACAAACACCGUCGGCAGCUCCAUAUCAAGGGAGACAGACUGUGGGGUCCACAUUAAUGCCGGGCCCGAGAUUGGUGUGGCCAGCACAAAGGCUUACACCAGCCAGUUUGUGUCCCUCGUGAUGUUUGCCCUUAUGAUGUGUGAUGACAGGAUCUCCAUGCAAGAGAGACGCAAAGAGAUCAUGCUUGGGCUGAAGCGGCUGCCUGAUUUGAUUAAGGAAGUGCUGAGCAUGGAUGAUGAAAUUCAGAAACUGGCAACAGAACUUUAUCAUCAGAAGUCAGUUUUGAUAAUGGGACGUGGCUAUCAUUAUGCUACUUGUCUUGAAGGCGCCCUAAAAAUCAAAGAAAUCACUUACAUGCACUCUGAAGGCAUCCUCGCUGGUGAGUUGAAGCAUGGCCCUCUGGCUUUGGUGGAUAAGUUGAUGCCUGUCAUCAUGAUCAUCAUGAGGGAUCACACUUAUGCCAAGUGUCAGAAUGCCCUUCAGCAGGUGGUUGCUAGGCAGGGACGCCCAGUGGUGAUUUGUGAUAAGGAAGACACCGAGACCAUUAAGAACACAAAAAGGACAAUCAAGGUGCCCCACUCAGUGGACUGUUUGCAGGGCAUUCUCAGUGUGAUCCCCUUGCAGUUGCUGGCUUUCCACCUUGCUGUGCUGCGAGGCUACGAUGUUGAUUUUCCCCGGAAUCUUGCUAAAUCUGUAACAGUAGAAUGAGGAGCAUCUGAAACUGUGGGCGAUAAAGCAACACAAGACACCUUUUGUAUUUAAAACCUUGAUUUAAAAUAUCACUCCUUUAAACCUUUUUUAGUAAAUCCUUAUUUAUAUAUCAGUUAUAAUUAUGCAAUUCAAUCUGUGAUUUUUGUGAAAUUACCUCAUUUUUCCAGUAAUUUGUGGGGGAGUUUGAAAAAUGGAAUCUGCAUUCAAAUCAACAUCAGAAACAGACUUAGCUCCCAUUUUCUUUAAAGGAUGCCGGGUGUUGGAUCUCUGGACCCUCUCCUUCAGUCUGAGAGGACUGUGUGUUUUAAAAGUAAUUGGCGGUUAUUGGAAGAUCUAAAGCCAGUGGCAACGUAGGUGCACAUUUGUUUAAGGUUUUGCUAAGUUAUGUAUAAAGAGAAGAUGCUGUGAUUUAUUUUCAGAUUUGUUUGUGUACUUAAAAACUAAAAGCUUUUCUUGGUAGGAUUUCUACCUUAGUUAACUUUAGUCUCUCAAAUUUGUUGUUUGUUAUCUGUAGGUCAAAGUAGUUUAGGAAGCUAAAUAGUAUAGUAGUGUGUUGGUUUUCUCCAGCCCUUAACAGAAAAUAUUUGUAUAAUUUCAUAGCACAAACUUUAAGUUUGAGCUGCUUCGGACAACUGACAACAUGAUCUUAAAUUUGAAGGUGGAAUGUAUACAUAUUGGAUAUCCAACUCUGUGUUUUUAUAUCCUAUACGUGGUUUUUAUUUCCUUGAAUUUGUAGUUUUUUAAAAAGCAAUCUGCUGAAUAACCUUCUAUCUUGUUCUUUGAAAUUACCACAGAGAGUUAUCAUCAAAUGUCUCAAAUUAAAUCAAUAUUGUUACAGUCAGAAUUCUCUUCACUUUUGUUCCAAAAAAUUUCCUGGAGUUAAUUUAACUCCCCUUCACUGCCUUGUAUAAAACUAUUAUCUUCAUGUGAGUUUAGAAACUCUUUAAUAUUGUUUGAAAGAUUUGCAAGUCUUUUGAGUAAUCAUUUGACUCCUUACGGUGGGCUAGGCUUAGAAAAAGGUAUAUGCUUUACACUGAAAUUAAUGAAGGAUUGCAUCAAAUUCAGUACAGACAUACCUUGGGAAUAUUGCAGGCUUGGUUCCAGACCACCGUAAUAAAGUAACAGAGCAAGUCGUAAUCUUUUUGCUGAUGGAGGGUCUCACCUUCAGUUUGUAAAAAACGCAACAUCUUUGAAGCACAAUAAAGUGAAGCACAUUAAAAUGA